Emericellopsis atlantica is the source of this 2022-nucleotide messenger RNA. RefSeq lists its product as uncharacterized. Lineage: Eukaryota; Fungi; Ascomycota; Sordariomycetes; Hypocreales; Bionectriaceae. Gene Ontology annotation, biological process: protein phosphorylation. Gene Ontology annotation, molecular function: ATP binding; protein kinase activity. The coding region runs from base 1 to 2022 and encodes 673 amino acids. The transcript has 3 exons. The record is from RefSeq and is a predicted model, not a curated record.
AUGAGGAUACGCAACAGGCACACGCUCUUCUCGGCCAUGGUGCGCGGGGAUACAACCGUCACCCUGUGGAACCGCAGCUCCAGAGACACGCUGGGGGAAAUGCUCGACAUGCCGCCGAGCUUCUUCAACCGCAUCAAAUACGUCUGGGACUACUGCUCCUUUCAGCGUGGCAUCUAUCCCGCUGACACGAGCGGCCAGGCCAGGCACAGACUAGGCCCCAAGAUUAACAAUAUCCUUGCCACGGUUGUUGAACCGUUUACCUCCAAUGUCCCGGAGCACAAGCUUGUCCGGAACACAGGCCUCCAUCUAUUCAACUUUUUUGGCUUUCGCCUGCGAUGGGUCAAGGCCCUCGCACGGGGCGGCAACGGCGCGGCUACCUUGUGGCAAGCUCUUUACGAGGAUGGGACAAAGGAGUACUUUGUGUUCAAGAUCCUGACGGCGGGUGGCAGUCCAGCCCAUUUAGCCAAAAAAGUGCAGCUGGAGCGCGACUGGCACGACAAGUAUGCGCGCGCCGAGUGCAUCGUGCAGCAUUACAUCCCUUACCUGGUGGCCGAUCGGCACGCGGUCAUCAAUCCAUCUGGAGAGAAGCUGUUCCCCGGUGAAGUUGUCGAGUUUGACCAGCUCGGCGCUCUGCCCCUCGAGUUCAUGACGCGCGGUUCGCUCAAGGGUAUCCUGGCCAAGGCGGCCGAGCUGAGAGUGACCUGGCCCAAUGCUGCUCUGUGGCAGCUUUUCAAAGACUUGGCAAUGGGCGUCAGCGAAGUGGCUCUUCACCGCAGAUGUCUCGGUACGUGGAAACUCACCCUCGCCGAGAUGUACAGGGAAGAGCUUCUGCGUCCUCCGACGCAAGGAUGGCUCUGGAGUUGUCUGAAGGAUCUCAAGCCUGCAAACGACGUCCACCUUGAUUUGGAGGAGAACAACAUCCUGGCAACCGACACAACCGAUUCCGAGGGCAAGCCAUCGCUACGAUUUAAGCUCCAUGACUUUGGCGGCUGGAGCUAUGAGAUGGAUGAAGAGUACGACUGCAUGUUGGCUCCUGGCUACAUGUCGAUGCGCCGGCCGCUCAAGCCUGGCCGUCACCUCCCCGAGCAGAUUGUCCGAGAAUGGGACGAGCAACCGUACCCUGAAGCGGACGUUUUCCCAGCGCGCUACGCCGGUGCUGAUUUGAACGAUCGGGUCUCGGUCGAUUCGGGGUCCAAAACUCGGGUCGCUGGUAGGUACGGCUUCUGGAGCAACACGUUCAUCAUCGCCAAGAUGCUCGAGGUGGCCAUCACCGGCUACGUCCACACGCAUCCGUUCGCGCCCAAGGUGCCCCUGGACCUCUGGAGCCAAGACGAGCUGAAGCAGGCGGGAUGUCCCAACGUCGCCCUGAUGCACUGGCCCACGUACGGCUGGCGACUGGCCGAGCCUGUCUAUGCGGGAGUCUGUCCCAACCUGCGCUGGCUCGUCAUCGCCUGUCUUGCUGAGGAUCCCCGUAACCGGCCUUCACCGGCUGACUUGCUGCCCAAGGUUGCCUUGUACGAGCGCCAGGGGGCGAUGAAAAUGGACCUCGAGGCCGAGGCCUUCUGGGAGCGCAUCAAGAAACCCAUCGGGUGCUCCGGCUCUUAUUAUGGUGACACUGAUCCCGAUAGUAGUAGUGAUGACGACGACAGUGGAGAAGAAGACAGCCCGAACGAGGACGACCCCAAUGACGAGGGUGACACCCAGGACGCCAAAGAGGAGGGCGGCACUGAACUGACGCUCAAGCCUAGCAACCGCGGCGAUGAGCACGACGGCAAACAUGAAGAUGAAGACAUCACCAUGAAAGACGCCUCCUCCGUGCGCGGUACCAAGCGUAAGAAUACAUCUGCCAUGGACACUGACACCGCCUCGGCAGAAGACGGGGCACAGCAUGGACACCACCACAAGAGGGCUCGUAUCGAUCUCGAGCCCCAAAAGGGUGCUCAGGAUGCGGCUGCAAGGCGUCCUCUGGUGAGAUUCCGCCCCAGGCUGCCUCAGCAAGACGUCUCGAGUGAGAUUGCGUAA